UUCGGUAAACCGUUUUGCAGUUCAGUUGGAUUUUUGUUGUUUGUAUUGGAAAAUCGUUAAAAGAAGUCCCUGAAUUAUAACAGUAUAAUUCAUUUAAAAAAAGUGACUUUUUCUGCUGUGGUUUAUGCUUUAAUGUUUUUAAGUGAAAUUUAUAAGUGAGGCAGUUAAUUGAAAUGGAUGCUUUUACUGAGAAUAUACUAGCAAGGGCCAGAGAGCGUCAAAGACUGCUACAGGGCCUCCCAGUUGAAGAAAAACUCCCACUUAAAGAAAGCAAUAGAAUAGCUGUUUCAGAGCCGAAUCUAAAAGAUUUAGAGAAGAUACCUCAAAAAGAAGUCAAGUCUGAGACAGACUUAAGGUGCAAAGAAUCUUCUACGGUGGAAUCUGUUCCUUUAGGCCACUUUACUCGACAAAAUUCAAUAACCAGAGUCUUAUCUGAUGUUCAAGGAUCGCCAGGUCAGCAAACGAAAUUCCUAAAUAUCCAAAGGGAUAACUUUAACAUGGAAAUUAAAGUAAACAGUGCAGAUAAUGUGAGGUUACAAGUGGAAAUUGAGGAGCGGAGUGAUGAGAGUAAUGACGCGAGCGAAGAGCAAACUGGACUGAGGGAAGAGUCAAAAAAUAGACUAAAAAGACUAGGAAAAUUGUAUGCAGGCGGUGAGGAUGCCGACAUUUCAUCUCCAAUUCAUCGCACAGAGGCAAAAUUUUAUCAAAGCAUCCAAGAAGAUAAGAAUAAAGAGAAUCGCGAAGUAAACGCUAAAGGAAAAAAAGGCCUUAGUAAACUGGCCGACCUUGCUGAUACUAUUAACCAAUGGGAGGAUGAACUUAGCCAUCCAUCACGACCAACAGAAAAGAAGGCUCCCGCCUCCCCAAAAAAGACCUGGAAACCUCCAGCACCCCAACCUCCUACGGCAUCGCCUCAAAAAGGCACCCCUUCAAAGCCUCUAAAGCAAAAGGCUCCAUCACCACCUGCGAUAAAUUCCGUUAGCCCUAAAAAGGCUUUGUUUCAACGCCAAGGCACUUUUACUAAAGAAGAAAGUGUUACCUCUAGCCCUAAAAAGAUAGCGCCUGAGGUAGUUAGUGUUUACGAAAAGAGUUCAAGCCCGGUAAAAGAGUCCGUUAGUCCUACAAAGGAGAUAGCUGCUAAUCAGAUUGCAACAAAAGAAUUGAAAUCAUCUGGAGCAGGACCCAAGCACAUUAGCUGGGAUAGGAGUGUGUUGGACACAUUGGAAUCACAAGGUUUCCAACGAACCCAGUCAUCUUCCCGCUUAGUAUACGCCUACAAUUCACAAGAGAACGCCGCUAAACCGCCCGAAGUCUCCUCUAUUUCGGAAGAACCGCAAGAAAAACCGGAGUCUCCCAAAACAACCGUUAAGACUCCGGAUUCUCCUUCGAAAAACUUCAGGUCAGGCGCUAUAGCGAAUCGCGCGGCCAUGUUCGAAAGCAAAACAGUUCAGAGUCCCGUAAAACCCGGCAAAGAUCCCGCCAUGUUGAGCUUGGCGGAGCGCAAAGCUUUAUUCGAAAAAAAUAAGGGAGACGCUUUAGUUCCUAAGGCCGCAUUUGGUAUGUCCGCGCCGGUUAAAGUGGACACCACAAUGAAAGCUUGCGAAAGCAAAUUUAUUGGGGCGUCAAAGAACAACGUUCAAUCCAGUAAAAGUACUUUUGAACUCCAAGGAGCGACAAAAACGCAGGAUCCUGUUGUGCCAAGUGCCAGUCAAACGCCCAACUUGCAACAAAAACCUGUAGCCCCUCGUACGCCGUUGCCUGAAUUGAAGAUAAUUCCUCCCCCGUCGCCUAAAGUCACCCCCAAAUCCCAAAUGCCCGCCGUUGCCGUUGUACAUCAGGGUAGUGGUAUUGCGAGCAAGAUGGCUGCCUUGCUGGAAAAUAAAAAUAAAUCGACGAUAUCUGAGGAGCAAAUUGCGAAUAAGAUGAAGGAGGAGCGUCAAAAGGAACUGGAUAUGUUGCUGAACAGGUUUAAUAAAAACAAAGAGGCCACAAAUAAAGAAGAUGAAAUUCAAGAAAUUCAUUCAGACAACGAUGUCUCUUCGGAAUCGGAGGCAGAAGAAAACUGCGACGAAAAGACUGCUAUGAUUAAAGGAACAUCCGCGGUUGUCGUCCAGAAUCAACGAAAAUCUGCAGAGAAACGAAAAAGCGGAGGAAGUCGUUUGUCCAGCGAAGCCGAUAGCCCGCAAGUAGUCUCUUUACUCGAAGACGUAAAGCGAAUUAAAGUAAUCGGCCCUAAGGCGGGCAGAUUGUAUCCGAAUUUGUCGGAUAUCGAGGCCACCACAACCGAUCAGGAAACCAGGAGUCCGACGCCGAACGAAGAAAACAGCUAUGGGACGAACCAGUAUGAUUCCGAUGACGCUGAGACCAGCUUUGGUAGGGACAUAAUGCAGGCAGUGUGCAAAAAUAUCACACCGACAAGGAAGGUUGAUAACUAUCGAGAAAGUUCGAGCAGCGAAAACUCCAGUUUAAUGAACGAUCUUGAUGAAAUCUUAGAAGAAAUGGACGAGGAAAGUAGCACAGGACCCACCCCACCAAAACAUGGUAGACACGUCUCACCAAAGCACGUAAGACCGCAACAGUCAAAUUCUUUUCAUUAUAAAUCGUUUACGUCUUCCUCGAGUAGCGGCUCUAACUCUUCUCCUUCGUCACAUAAAUCGCCCAAAUUUAAGUCUCCGAAUAAAGUGGUCAUAUCUCCGAGACAAUCUAUGGAUUUACCUUUAGUGGUAGAGGGGGAUAAUGUCAUGACAUUGACGCAUAGCGUUAGCUUUUACAGAAAACAACAAAAUGAGGUCCAAACCCCCGUAAAGAAAAUCGUGCGGCAGCCCGCCAUAGAAGAAGUUUCGGAGAAUGAUCAUCCACAGGAUGCUGAAGUACAAGAAAAAAUUGAAAAAUUGAAGGAAGAGGUAAAUAGGCAGCAAAACAUAAUUGCCCAAACCAGUCAGGCAUUGAAUUUGUGUAGCAGCACCCCAGAAUUUUCUGGAUCUACUGAGCAGGUGGAGGCCGAAAGAGUACUUCUUGUAGCAACAAACAGGAGACAGGCCGCUUUACAUGAGAUACAAAGAAUGAAAGUGGAAGGUACACUGCGGCCACGAACUGUACAUUCUCAACAUCUGCCAAUCGAAAAGGGAACAUUAACGAUUUCUAACAUAGUUCUGCCCAUGAAGCAAAAAUAUGUUACAGCACUGGCUGCAGCUGGAGGUAAGGGCCACCACGUGGUAUGCCUAAUUAAAUGCGGAGAGCAAGUAGUGCCGACAAAGUUAGUAUCGACGGUAGCUAGCAACAGCAAAAAUCCAGAUGUGGACUUAUACGUUCCGGGAACCGUUGUUUUAAACAACAUUUACAGCGAUUUUACCGUUACGUUUGAGGUGUACUGUCUGCAGGCUCAAGAAGAAUGUUUACCACAUGAGGUCAAAUAUCACAUCAAUAAGAAGGGUUCUAAAGGGACCACCCCUAAAAAGAAUAAACAGGAAUCCAGAUUGGUUCGUCCGCCAAAAGAAUCACCCGGAGGUCCCCAAGCUGUUAGAUCUUCCUCGUUUGCUUUAAUGGGUUAUGUUGUAUUUUCAGUGCAGGCUGUUAGCAAGAAAGUGUGGAGUUUAAAUAAUACUCCACCAAUGAGCCCCUUAGAAGGCAGCGUUGAAAUGAAAAUCCAUUGUGAACUCGCAGUAACGGUGGAGCACAGGGCGUUUUUAACGAUGUUCGAGGACAUAUCGGGAUUUGGUGCCUGGCAUAGAAGAUGGUGUUUAUUGAAAGGUCAUACGCUUAGUUAUUGGAAAUAUCCGGAGGACGAAAAGAAAAUGGCGCCAAUUGACACAAUAGACCUUCAUAGUUGUGUAACCAAAACGGUUGGACCUGUUAGUAGAGAAAUUUGCGCCAGACUACACACUUUCUUAUUAGAAAGGGAAAGACCCGUUUAUCCUCAAGAUAAAGACAGUUUGGUGGUGUUAAGGAGAGGAGAUAAAACAGUUAUAAGGCACCUGUUAUCAGCAGAUACAAAAGAGGAAAGAAUUGAGUGGUGUCAAAAAAUAAACGCGGCGCUAACAGCAAUCAGGAUGUGGGGCAACCCACCACAUUAGGAUCUUGUAAUCCGUUUUAUAACUUAAUAAUAAUGUUUGUAACUUUUUUUUUGUUAAAUUUAAAUUAGCUAAACGUUGACCAAAGAAAUUUAAAAAAAAUGCAGUUUACUAUUUUUUAUACGGAUUAUUUCAUUAGGCUCUAUAAUAAAUUAUACCAUAGUA
Messenger RNA from Anthonomus grandis grandis, 4235 nucleotides. Its product is annotated as anillin-like. The record is from RefSeq and is a predicted model, not a curated record. Bases 174 to 4073 code for a protein of 1299 amino acids. Lineage: Eukaryota; Metazoa; Arthropoda; Insecta; Coleoptera; Curculionidae. The transcript is spliced from 19 exons. Gene Ontology annotation, cellular component: actomyosin contractile ring. Gene Ontology annotation, biological process: septin ring organization; mitotic cytokinesis; actomyosin contractile ring assembly.